This is a messenger RNA of Leopardus geoffroyi (Geoffroy's cat), 1680 nucleotides long. Its product is annotated as collagen alpha-1(I) chain-like. The coding region runs from base 1 to 990 and encodes 329 amino acids. The record is from RefSeq and is a predicted model, not a curated record. The transcript has 4 exons. NCBI's taxonomy places the organism in Eukaryota, Metazoa, Chordata, Mammalia, Carnivora, Felidae.
AUGGUCACCUUCCUCAGCCCUGCCUUUUACCACCUCAGCCCCUCCCCUUCUCUAGCUUCCCCCUCAUUGACGCCCAGCCAGUCCCCCCCUGCACCCUCCACCUUCCUGCACCUAUCUCCUGUUCGUGCCAUCCUGUCUGCCGGAAUGCUCCCUCUUCCAUCCCCUACUCGGCUGAUGCCACCAAUCUUGAAAGAUUCAGACCAGUGUCGCUUUCUCCGAGCGCCCCCGUCAUUCUCCUCCAUCAGAACAUAUCACCGCACCCUUGAUGCGCACCUAGGAGCUUUGAUCAAACUGCUGCUGGCUAACUGCUCUGCCCUGGACCCGGUCUAUUCUCCCUUCACCCGCAGGCCGAGAGGAGGACAGAUUUCUGUCUGCCGGAGACGGUUGGGCGCCCCCUCGGAAGUGCGGCAGCCAGAGACCCACGACCCGCCGGCCCUCCCCCGCCUCCGUCCGCUCCCGGGCGUCCGAGAGUCCCCGGCGCGCGGCCGCCCUCCCCGCCCCGGGCCCCUCGCCCGCGCCAACCCCUGCCCACAGCGGCGAGGUCAGGGGGGCCGGCUCCGGGAGCAGGGGCCGGGGUGGGGGUGGGGUGGGACCGAGCACUCCCCGGGAGAGGACAAGGCUCGGCGCCAGCCUCGCCUCGCCCCGAGAGGCCGGGAGCGCGAGGACGCCGGGGCCCGCAGCCCGCCCGGUGCGCUUGCUGUUCGCCAGAGGGCAACUGGUGCUUGGGGGCCGGGGGGGAGGGGGGCAGGGGGCGCCUCCAACUUCCCAGGCUCUCCCGACCUGCCUUUGCCUAGCAGGAUGCCCUCGAACUUGCCCAAAUCGAACAAUAAGCCCCAGCAACUCCUCGGCGUGACCCCUCUCCGCCUCCCCCUCAAUCCUGUUUUCCAGGGACUAAGACGAGAAGCAGCCGUUCCGGAUUCGCCGGUUGCAGCCACCGGACAGACCGAGCGGCUGCUAGCUCCCUUUGGGGAGCGCGAAAGUGAAGCCUAAUUGACAACUGGUUUGCAGCACAAACAGCUGAAGGGUCUUGCCUGGGGCCUCUCUCGGUGCGUCCACCGAAGGAAACGUCGCCUGGAGGGGGCGCCUGCUGCGCGGCUGGGACCGUCCUGGGAGCGGCCCAAGGAAAGAGAAAGCAAGCAGGCCGCCAGAGGGCGCCCAGGUUUGGUUCCUACAAAACAAGUUGUAGUUCAAAAGGCUCCGUGAGACUCAGCCCGUGACUGUUUCAACGCUUGGCCGUCUCCUUCCUGGAAGGUGGCACGGACAUGCAGGGCUGGUAACCCUAGGCCCACUGAUGUGAACUCGAAGACGUCCGGGCUAAUGCCCGCUGCUGGCUUAGACAGUCUUGGAUCUUGUUUUCUGUUGUGGUUUGCUGCUGAGGAGGAGGAAGUUCCUUCUCCCCUCUCUCCCAGCUUAUCCACCUGCAAGGGCUCUUCCGGUGCUGCUGAUCGACAGCACUACCUGGAAAAGUGUAAUUACAGCCUAAUGAAUAGGUAGGUAUGAAUGGGAGGGGGCGUCCACCCACAAAUGAGUGAAAUCAGUUCUACAUAAUCAAAAGAACUUUGUCAUGUGUUCUAAAAUUUAACGUUCUGAAUAAAUACUGGAAUUCCUUUUAUUUUCAAAUACAUAUCUGAAUACCUAUCCUUUUAUAUUCAAAUACACAUCUGAAUCUUUUUAGCCUUG